AUGGUGGCUGCUGGUGUUGGGAAACUUGUGGAAGAUGGAAAGCUCCAGUGGACAACCCUCGUGAGAGAAAUAAUACCCGAGAUCUAUCAUGAUGACAUCGACUGGACAUACAGGGCAACAAUAGCGGAUAUUCUGGCACAUCGAUGUGGCUUGGAUGGAGAGAUAGCAACUUUGCUAGCUGACGGGGGAAAUGGCGACAAACAGCCUUCUCUAGAAGUGCUGCUCAAAAUUAUCGACCGCAUCCCUCACCCACUUCCGCAUCGUGAGAGCUGGCUGAUGUCUCCAUGGGCAUACACUAUUGCUGCGCACAUAAUUGAGCAUAUAUCUGGGCAACCGCUUCACGAGUUUCUUGAGAGUCAAGUAUUCCAUCCACUUGGGAUGACUUCUACCACUUUGCGGCCAUCGUUUGAAGCGAAUAACAAUAUUGCUGAACCGCAUGCAUCACUUAGCAAUGGGGAGGCUUAUUCAUUGAAAUUUCAACCCAAUUUUGCAGAUACUUUGUUUGAAGGCUAUCGCGGAGCUUAUUCGACAAUGAAUGAUCUUCUCAUAUGGGCCAAGGAAACAUUGACUGCGAGCCAGAAUACCGAGCCAUCCGCUAGCACAAUCUUGAAACAAAUCCCGCAAAUCCUCAGCAAUCAUAUUGCGAUGGAGAAUCCCUCACUGUUGGAAAGGUCGUAUGGAUUUGGCUGGGCGAGAGCCCAGCUUCCUGGGAUCGUGGGCCUCCUCGGUGGAAACUCAGGUCUCUGGAAAAUGUCUGAGCAUCCUGUCUUCGGGGCUGGAAACCAGUCUAGGCUUAUGAUUUAUCACCAAGGCGGAGGACCGGGAUACUCUUCGUUCAUUGCCAUCUUUCCCGAGACACAGUCGGCCGUUGUGGUUCUCAUGAACACCACUACGACAAGCGAUGCUGCUGACUGGAUCGCUCGACUCUUAAUCGAGGGCCUCUUCGACUUUUCCACACGCACCGAUUAUGUGAGACUCGCAGCAGAGGGUAGAAGCCGCGCACUCGAACGGUUUGAUACACUCCAUAACAGAUUGGCCGAUGAGAAGAUCCAAGGAACAUCACCACUGCCCCUUGAAUGCUACAUCGGCAAGUACAACAAUGAGGAUUAUAAGUACAUGCUGGAAGUCACUCUGAAUCCAGAGUCAGAGACCGACCUUAUGAUCUCCUUCCAAGGUCGAGACUCCCAGCGCUACCCUCUCCGUCACUAUCACGACCACGUCUUCGAGUGGAGCAUGAGCUUGGACGAUGUGAAGAAGAGUGGGAGAUAUGAUAUCGCAGAUCCUUCAUACUAUAAAAUUCGCUUCGAAAUCUAUCCCGACAACCGAGCGUCUCGAAUAAUCUGGCAUAUACACGACCCAUCCGUUCCAAAUGGACUAACGUUUGAGUGGAAGGAUGAACGUCUUGCGGAAGCAUGGCAUAAAGUACGUGCCGAUAUACGCAAGGGUAUAAGUCUUAGGUCGGAAAAGGCCCUUUAA
This is a messenger RNA of Penicillium griseofulvum, 1476 nucleotides long. RefSeq names its product Beta-lactamase-related protein. Bases 1 to 1476 code for a protein of 491 amino acids. The transcript has a single exon. The record is from RefSeq and is a predicted model, not a curated record. Lineage: Eukaryota; Fungi; Ascomycota; Eurotiomycetes; Eurotiales; Aspergillaceae.